This is a messenger RNA of Actinia tenebrosa (Australian red waratah sea anemone), 1089 nucleotides long. Its product is annotated as interferon-induced protein 44-like. Lineage: Eukaryota; Metazoa; Cnidaria; Anthozoa; Actiniaria; Actiniidae. The record is from RefSeq and is a predicted model, not a curated record.
AUGGAUGAAAACUUAAGACAAUCCUUAGUUGGACAUGACUUGAAGUUACUUCAUUGUCGUUUCAGGUUUCCAAGUAAACUGCUCCAAGAAGUGUGUAACAUCAAGCCAUUAACCUCAAACACACUUAGUAUCUCAGACUUUCGACUGCUUCUGAUCGGUGAGGUUGGAUCAGGCAAAUCAAGCUUUUUCAACACCAUCAACUCGAUCUUCCGUGGUUAUGUUACUAGUCAGGCUGUGACUGGUCAUAAUGCUGAUCAUAGUGUUACUACCAUGUUUCGCACGUAUGACGUUAUGUCGUCACCGCUUGGUAAACCAUUCAAAUGGAAGAUCUGCGACACUGCUGGACUCCUGCCCAAGGAUGGAUUGACUGUAGCAGAGCUGCUCUAUUUGGUGGACGGCAACAUUCCUAACAGAUUUAGGUUUAAUCCUUACGAGCGCAUCACUCCUGAUAGUCCAGGAUUUAUCGAGUCACCCAGUCAUUCCCAGAGGGCUCACUGCGUUACUUUAGUCAUCGAUUCAUCAACUGUGGAUAAAAUGCCAGAAUCGAUGUGGCAGAAAUACCAGCUACUGCAAGACGCACUCAACGCUAGACGAAUCCCGUUAGUCGUACUGUUGACCAAAAUAGACCUGGCCUGCACUCAGACUCGUGAAAACUUACUCCAUGUCUUCCACAGCCAGCGAAUACAAAACACAGUGCGCAUGAUCAGCAAGAAGUUCCAGGGCUUGCCAACCAAUAAGAUCUUUCCAAUCAAGAAUUACGAAUGGGAGACCGAUCUUAAUACGCAUGUCAACAGUUUAUCACUGCUGGCCUUGAGACAGAUGCUUCGUUUUGCGCAGGACCACAUUGAAGAGAAGGCCGAUCAAUUUGACCCUGGUGUUAUAAGAAAAUAUCUGAACUUCCGUCAGCCCUUCUUUAUUAUAUUUGUUGUUGUUUUGUUUGUUCUUAUCCUGGUCUUAUUCUUUUUCUCUGAUAAAGUCAUGGAAAUGUUGGCUUUCUCAGGAUCUGGUUCCCAUGAAGGCGAGGAGAACGAUGAUUACGAAUAAGAUUAUAUCGACAGUUUAAUUUUCCGUUAAAAAACCUCGAGUGAA